AUGUCUCAAUUCACACACGCCUUCAAUACUCAAUAUCAGAAUCUGGUCGAGCAGUUCGCGACGCGCCCACGAGCAGCAGCAGCGACAACCACCACCGUCGCGCUCAGCCUGUCUCUUCUCUGGGUCAUCACCGACUUCAACGCCUGGAAGUCCUUCGGCACGGGAGGCACACCGCCAACAUGGGCGGGCUACUGGCGAAUGACCAAAAUCCGAUUCAACCGCCUGCUGCUGUUCGGCAAGGAUAAUCUGACCGACCCGACACCGCUAUCGACCAGCGGGCCGGCAUAUCUCGACGCCGGCGAAAUCGAGCCCAGAGAGGGCGACAGGCCGAAACUGAUGUCGCGCACGAUGCCGCAGCGUCAGGUCCCGUAUGCCAAGGGAACCGUCGAUGCUGGCGUCGAAGAGCGGACCUUGAAGCUGAUUCCCAGUCUCGCGGCCAAGUAUCCCGAUCUUCUAGAACUGCGACCCAGCAAGACGGAAGGCGGGUCGACGGAUGCUAUUUACGCAAAGGAGUCGCUGGCUACGCUCAACGACAAGGCCAAGGGUGGUGGCAUGCUCGGUACUGAAAUCGCACACGCCCAUCCGCGAGAAGGGUCUUUGCACGUCUGGCUUACGCAGCGGGAUGCGAGGACUGUUGUCGAAAAGGGCUACGGUGAGAGAUUUCCACUCGUCUUCAUCGAUAAGGGAUGGACGAUGGUUUAUGCUCCCAGGACUCAGAAGGAGGUUGAUGUUGUGGAGUUGAUCAUCAAGGCUGGAAUUGCGAAUAUUGCUGGAGUGGAGGUCUAG
This is a messenger RNA of Exophiala bonariae, 786 nucleotides long. RefSeq lists its product as uncharacterized. NCBI's taxonomy places the organism in Eukaryota, Fungi, Ascomycota, Eurotiomycetes, Chaetothyriales, Herpotrichiellaceae. The transcript has a single exon. The record is from RefSeq and is a predicted model, not a curated record. Bases 1 to 786 code for a protein of 261 amino acids.